GUGCGAGGCGCUGGCUGCUGCGGCGACGGCAGCCUUGGUUGCGCGAAUAAGCGGCGCCCUCGCGCGCCACGCAGCCGAAUUCGAUUCCAUGGAGACGCGAUACGUCGCGUUACACCGGCGCUGAAGCGAUUCCUCGCUUUGGAGUUUACCGCACGGCUUACCGCCAUGGUCGUCUCUCGGCUGGAGCAGGCGCCUGUUCAGGACGCCUCUGGGCCCAGAUAAGCCGGCAUACAGCGCUUGUGACCGCCUGCUGACAACACCCGGUCUUCUCAAGAAAAGUAACAGUCGAAAGCGGAACUGAGCAGGCUUCAGGAUGGCUUGGCGUUGUCUAGUCGCUUCGAUCGUCGCCCUAGUGGCAUCGUCUUGCCAAGCCAACACGAACGUCCUGCGCGCCAGCUGCUUGUGGAACGAGUCCCCGGAAAAAGAGAGUUCGGUGCAGGUCGACUGUUCGCGAAAGGGACUCACCAUCGUUCCCGCAGGCAGCGUCUGGCCACGAAACAUCUACAAGAUGGACCUGAGCCACAACUUCAUCGACCACAUCACGCACCUGGAACCGUCCAACGUUUCGGUGCUGGACCUGCACGACAACCGGAUCGCGAUCGUAGAGCCGCGGGUGUUCUCCGCCUUCCCGCGGCUUCAGUUCCUAGACUUCAGCAAGAACUCGCUCGAAGUUCUUCACGGGGACGUCUUCGUAAACAUGACGAGUUUGCGGGCCUUGAAUCUCAGCGGGAACAAACUAACGUACCCGCCUACAGAAUUGUUCAGACCGCUGGUGUCCCUAGAACAGCUGAACCUGAACAUGAACCCACUGCGGUAUUUGCGGGAUGGGCUGUUCAGGUUGCCCAACCUUGAGCGUCUGGAACUGUCGAGCAUCAAUGCUCACUCGCUGCCGGACGGCAUAUUCCACGAAACGCCGCGCCUCGUUCAUUUGGACCUGUCCGGCAACCUGUUCGAUAAGGUGCCCUCCAGUGCGUUGCGCAGCGCUGACAGUCUGAAAGUUCUAGUCAUGUCGGACAAUCCAGUGGGCACGCUUGGUUACAACUCCUUCUUCAAGCUGCACAACAUCGAAGAACUGUACGUUGAGAAAAUGAAAGAUUUGGAGGCUGUCGAAGGCGACACCUUCGCAUACCAAAAGAAAAUGAGGUCUCUUUUCUUGGGCAAUAAUCCCAAGCUUAAAAGCAUAGACCUCGACAUUUUCGGCGUGUUCUGGCGCGUCGAACCGGCGGCCAAUUGGACCUUGCGAGAAUUUUAUCUGCAGAACAACAACAUCGAGUAUCUGGACGAAGACGUCGCACCGUGGAGAGAGUUUGAAAUCUUAGACCUCCAGGGAAAUCCCUGGGUAUGUGACUGCAACAAUGCCUGGAUUCGAAGGUUGCCACUGCAGAAAGAAUUGACAGUCCAACUCAGGUGCGGAGGCCCACCUGCGUACGAGCACAAGCCUAUGCUGGAGGUGCCCGACGAAGUUUUUGCUUGUCCGAGCUUGCGAGUCGAGCGCGAACAGAGCAGCACGUUUCGCACGGGCGUGUUGGUUGUCGGGGCGCUCAGUAUCAGCGCUAUCUUGCUGUCGGCCAUACUGCUGAUUAAACGGAAAAACCUCUACCAGAGGUUCAUGUCACGCAAGAACAGGAAUGGCAGCGUGUACUACGUCAAGGCACAUACAAAUCCGGUGGAUGGAUUCGACCCAAGUGCCUAACGGUGGACACAUCUCUUGUUCGUACAAACUAUGCAGUGAGCUAACAGCGCCGUUGCUCGCUGCAAACCACGUCGACUCUGGAACAGCGUCCCGCGAUUACAGCAAGACGGUUUAACGACCUGGCAUCGUCGGUGUGCAACGGAACUCUGAGCUACCGUGGUAUUUACUGCCACUUUUGAGAGUUGGCACUACCUUGCAUGGUCUCGUGGGCAACGCUUUCUGGUGAACGGCAUGUUUGUGAGAAGAUUUUGAGUGUCGAGAAGUUCUAUGCGCACACAACUCGGCAUAAACUGCUUUUUGACAUGUGCGUGACGUCUGAAAGACUAACGUAAACGCUUUGUCUCGUCAUGG
Rhipicephalus microplus (southern cattle tick) is the source of this 2044-nucleotide messenger RNA. RefSeq lists its product as uncharacterized. Gene Ontology annotation, molecular function: protein binding. The record is from RefSeq and is a predicted model, not a curated record. Lineage: Eukaryota; Metazoa; Arthropoda; Arachnida; Ixodida; Ixodidae.